AACUUUCCGGAGCCCUGACCCGCGGCGCGGAGCUCCCCCGGCAGCUUCCGGGCGGAGAGCCCGGCUGUGCCCACUAUCCCAUCCCAAGCCCUCGGAGCGCUCCGGAGAGAACAGGAUCAUGUCUUGGGCUGGGGACCAAGGCAGUACCCUGGCGAGAUGGCUGGGCGCUGGGCUGUUGGGUCUCGUCUUGCUCCCCACAUCUCUGUCAUUGGAGGUCUCUGUGGGAAAGGCCACCACCAUCUACGCUAUCAAUGGCUCAGCGAUCCUGCUGCCCUGCACCUUCUCCAGCUGUUUCGGCUUUGAGAACCUCUACUUCAGGUGGUCCUACAACAACAGCGAAACAUACAGGAUUCUCAUCGACGGGAUCGUGAAGAACGAGAAGUCUGACCCGAAGGUGAGGGUGAAAGAUGAUGACCGCAUCACCCUGGAGGGUUCCACCAAGGAAAAGAUGAAUAACAUCUCUAUCCUGCUGAGUGACCUGGACUUCAGUGACUCGGGCAGAUACACCUGCUUUGUGAAAAACCCCAAGGAGAAGGACUUGAACAACUCUGCCACUAUCACCCUCCAAGUGGUUGAUAAAUUGGAAGAAGUGGACAACACGGUAACGCUCAUCAUCCUGGCUGUGGUGGGCGGGGUCAUCGGACUUCUCGUCUGCAUUCUGCUGCUGAAGAAGCUCAUCACCUUCAUCCUGAAGAAGACCCGAGAGAAGAAGAAGGAGUGUCUUGUGAGUUCCUCUGGGAAUGACAACACAGAGAAUGGGCUGCCUGGCUCCAAGGCAGAAGAGAAGCCACCCGCAAAAGUGUGAAGUCCCGUUCGGGGCCAGGCAGUGCAGGGAGCCUCACUUUCUGAUGGUGACGUCGAUGCGGAGUCCUGUCUGUAGAACCCACGUACUGAGAUGUGUGCUGCUUGGCCCAAACGCUAGUCUCUCUGAGCAGGAAGGACCUGGCCCUGCCCAGCCUGCGCUGCCAUUCCCUCCCCAGCCUGGCCUUCCUAGAGGCAAGGGUUGGCUGGGGGAGGAAGCCUACAGGAGGUUGAAGAAAAGGAAAGGAGGGGCUGGAGCGGUGUGGAAGGAUUGGUCCCUGGGGCCCGGGAGAAUGGGAUCUUCUUUAGACUGUCUCACUUCUGUGAAUCCUCACUUUCCCCUCACCUUUCCUUCUUGUCUUUCACGAGGAAAUCGGGGUGAUCAGUGAGGGCUGUUCCCAAAGCUGGGUUUUGGAGAUGGGUGGAGGGUGAGCACUUAAGAUGCUGGGAACGUGCCAGAACUCUGGGAUGGAGUCUGCUGAGUGCUGAGCCGGUUGUGAGAGGCAGGCUGGGCUUUGAGGACUGUCAGACAUCUGGAAGUUCCUUCAGAGGAGACUUCUCCUUCCCCUACCCUGAAAUACCUGCACACUGUUCCAGCUCUCUGUCCAGCCUUCUGCUCUGAAUAUGUAGACCCUCCAGCUAGGCCUGGCUGCCCUGGUCUUCAAGUAUCCCAGCCUACCUAGCCUGUCUUUGCUCUCUGGGCUGCAGCUGUGGAGGAGGCUUGUUGGGAGGGGGCAGCCUCCAUCCUUCCUAGAGCACUGGGGUGCUAUUUGCAUAUUUUCUGGCUUUGCUCUUUGGCUUUCAGAGGUGGGAGAGCAGUGUCCUUGACCUCCCAGCCUUUGGAAUGCCUACCCCAGCCCUACAAGACUGACAGACCUUAUCCUUGGCAUGGCAGGACCAUGCCACCUGGUACUCUCAGACCUUAGUUUUCCAUACUUCUCCCUUCUCUUGAAAGAGCUGGUGUGGCCACAUCUCUAGGUUUCCUAGAACCUUUGCUCCCUCUCUGUCCCUCCAGCAUGCCUGGCUUUCCUCUGUCUCCUAGCCUGCUCACCCCCAGCCCUGGGUCUGCCUUCGCCUCAGGGACCUUUGUUGCCAGAUGAGAAGGCCCUUGGCUAUUCCAGCUUCUUUCUGCCCAGCCGGGCCAGCUCCUCACUCAGGCUGAGGAGGAGAGGGAGAGGGUGCUUAUACCCUCUCUCUACUUUCUUCAGAGCCAGUUUGCACAGCCCUUGAGUGUUGGGCUAGAUUGUGCCUUAGCUUCCUGAGUUCUGCUUUUUAGCCCCCAUUCCUUUGGUUCACACCCCCUGACUUAAUUGCACAGUUUGGUGUGUUGUUGUUGGGGCUCCCCAGCUCCCUUCUCCAAGGUCAUGGAGAAGGUUAUGAAGCUGGUGUUGUGCAAACAGUGGCCCUGUGGCUGGUGGCAGUCUUGCUAACACAUGUGGGUUUGUUUUCUUUCUUGUCCCUGAUACAGAGCUGGGAUGGCAUUCGAUGUGGGACCUUCAGAUGGGUUUGAUUGGGUGGGUCCCUAUGCUACAUGAGAUGUAAUAACAGGGGGUACCCAAACUCCCUCUUCCUCAUUGGAUUUCUGAUACCCUUGGCACCCUAGAAGAUGGAGACUAGUCUUUCCAGGGGCUAUAAAGACUCUGCCCAGGAGUAGCUGAAGGCUCCCAAAGUGAAAGUUGGGGGAGACUAAGCUGGAGUAGGGCCUGUAGGGUGCCUGUGGUUAUGGCUAGUGUCUCUUGCCCAAGCCAAGGGGCUCAUGGGUCCUUGCCUCCUCUCCUCCUGUCCUUCUUUAUCCAGAACCUAUCAUGGGCCUGGAUAAAAAGUACUCUUCUCCUGCUUUUUAUAUAUUUAUCUGAGCAAAGUCUCAUGUAGCCCAGACUGGCUUCCAACUUCCUCUGUGGCCAAGAUUGGCCUUGAACUCCUGAUCUCCUGCCUCCAUCAUCCAAGUGCUGGGAUGACAGGUGUGAGCCAACACCCUGAGAGCAAACAUGGCGCCAGAACCUCCAGCCAUUCAGGAAACUCCAGCUGCCUUCAUGUAAAACUGCUUUCUUCCCCAACAUUGGGAGAGGCACAGUGCUGUGGGCUCUUCUCGAUUUCCUGAGAGGAAGCCAGGGCAUACAGAAGAAGAGAGGAAGGGAGCCACCCUCCCUUCCUCCUGAUCACUUAUAGGUGGCUCUUGCAGCUUCUCCCAUCUACCCAAAGGGUGAAAUAAUAGCUACCUCACAGGACUGUUGUGAGGCUUGGUGAGGUCCCCCCACCCCCUGGCUUGGAAAGGCAUUGGGAAACAAAGCUAAUAAGAGAGCGUUCCCUGUAUGCCCUGUCUUCAUCUUUAGUUUG
This is a messenger RNA of Psammomys obesus (fat sand rat), 3138 nucleotides long. It is a transcript of the gene Scn4b, whose product is annotated as sodium voltage-gated channel beta subunit 4. Gene Ontology annotation, cellular component: membrane; voltage-gated sodium channel complex. NCBI's taxonomy places the organism in Eukaryota, Metazoa, Chordata, Mammalia, Rodentia, Muridae. Bases 119 to 805 code for a protein of 228 amino acids. The record is from RefSeq and is a predicted model, not a curated record. The transcript has 5 exons. Gene Ontology annotation, biological process: regulation of sodium ion transmembrane transporter activity; regulation of ventricular cardiac muscle cell membrane repolarization; cardiac muscle cell action potential involved in contraction. Gene Ontology annotation, molecular function: transmembrane transporter binding; sodium channel regulator activity.